Tarenaya hassleriana is the source of this 2107-nucleotide messenger RNA. RefSeq names its product exocyst complex component EXO70A1. Gene Ontology annotation, molecular function: phosphatidylinositol-4,5-bisphosphate binding. The transcript has a single exon. Gene Ontology annotation, biological process: exocytosis. Lineage: Eukaryota; Viridiplantae; Streptophyta; Magnoliopsida; Brassicales; Cleomaceae. Gene Ontology annotation, cellular component: exocyst. Bases 96 to 2063 code for a protein of 655 amino acids. The record is from RefSeq and is a predicted model, not a curated record.
AAACAACAAAAGAACCUUAGCUUCCAACACGUUGCGUGCUGCUCAAGAAACCCAUCUUGUCAAAUCGAUUUGCCUCUUCCUUUUCGAUCCUAGGAAUGGCCCAAGAAAAGAGCAUCGAAGAGCUUAAAUCCAUGAGGGAACUGUUGAAGGGUGAGAUCGAGAAAUCCGAAGCGUUUUCCUCUGCAUUGAACAGAACAGAUUCAAGAUUGAAGCAGAUAAAUCACGAGCUGGGAUGCUUCGAAUCCGAAGCUAAACGACAGAAAUGGCGAUUCUCGUCUUUUUCAGACAGUAUCUCUCAUGUUACCACACCCAUUUCCGCUGUUCUCCGGGUCCUCGUUACAGUUCGCGAGCUCGAGAAAUCCCUCUCGUCGUCUGAUCAUCGCUCUCGCCUCCUGAGUUACAUUUCGGAUGUUAAAUAUCUCGGAGAAUCGAUGAGAUUCCUCUCUGAAAGCUGCCUUCUUGCAGUCAACUGGCUCGAAGAGACUAUCGAGUUUCUUAUCGAAAAUGGAAUGCCUGAAGAUCAUCCCUGUCUUCUGCAGUUCAGGAAACCGAUAAAACGUUUACGAAAGUUGCAGAGGAUCGAAGCUAAUGCUCGUUGCAGCAGAGGGAUUCUUGCCAUGUCAUUCGAGAAUCUCGAGAUGGAGUUCGAACGGAUUCUCAAAGACGAAAACGCAUUUCGAUUCCAGGUUUUGGAUGUGAAUAACCUGAGAACGUUGCAGGCUUUGAUCAAUACAUUAAGCUCUAACAAACGGUUAACGCGCUGUGUAUCCGUUUAUGUUGAAUCCCGAAAAAAGUCCGUUCAGGGACGGUUCGAAGCUCUCAGGACAGACUAUCUCGAGAAAACGAUCACAGAAUUCGAUAACGUCGAAGACAUCGAGGAUUAUAUCGAUAAAUGGAAGCGGGAUAUGGAUAUCGCGGUGAAAGAUGUGUACGAUUUCGAGCUCAGGCUCUGCAAUCAAGUCUUUGAAAAAGCUGGCGACGACGUUUCCUCGAGAUCGUUCGGGCAAAUAGCUUCGGAUUCGGGAAUCCUUCGCCUCCUUGGAUUCGGAAUGAGAAUAACAGAAUGCAAGAAACACCCUUCGAAGCUUCUGAAACUCUUAGACGUUUUCUGCACAAUGGAUAAGGUAAGAGUCGAUUUCAACCGUCUUUUCGGAGGCCAAAACUGCUCUGAAGUCCGCGAGACCACACGGGAAUUCAUCCGCGGAAUCGUGGGUCGGGCCGUCGAAAUAUUCUGGGAGUUACCAUAUCAGGUUGAGUUACAGAGGCAGAGUUCUCCUCCUCAUGAUGGUAGUGUUCCAAGGCUUGUGAGCUUUGUCACCGAGUAUUGCAAUGAACUGUUCGGGGAUUGCUAUAAGCCGAUCUUGAAGAAGAUUCUCGAGAUAGAUUUUAGCUGGAAACACGAAAAUUUCAACGAAGAUCUUCUCACUGGUCACAUCUACAAUGUAAUGAGAGAGAUUUCGUUGAAUCUGGAUACGUGGGCAAGAUCCUACAAAGAUGCAGAGCUUUCGUACAUCUUCAUGAUGAACAAUCACUGCCAUUUCUGCAGUCUGGAAGGGACUUUUCUCGGGAAAACGAUGGGUGAAUCCUGGGUGAGAGCUCAUGGACAAUACCGAGAUUAUUACGCUGCUUUAUACGUGAACGAAACUUGGGGAAAGCUUAUAAAUCCUCUGAAAUACGAAACUCGAGCUUUCUCAGCGUCCAAACGUGCUCGGGAAUCGAUCAAGAGAGCGUUAAAAGCGUUCUCCGAAGAGUUUGACGAGAUUUACACGAAGCAAUCGGAUUGGAUUAUCGAGGAUGAAGGCUUGAGAUUGAAGAUAUGUGAGGCUGCGAUGAAAACCCUAAUGCCAAUUUACAAGAAUUGCUUGCAGGAUCCGAAGAUGAUGAUUCUGGUUGAAGAGGAGGGCCUUUGCGUGAGGUACACGUCAACGGAAUUGGAGACAAAGCUGAAGAACAUGUUCCAGAACAAGAGAGGAACUAGUUUAAGGUAUUCUGGGUUUGUUCGUAAAGUGAUGGGCUCCGAGAUUUGCAAGAAAAACACUCACAUUACAUUAGCAGCUAUGUAACCGGUUCGAUUCAAACCGAAAAAAUAAAAUUAUAUUUCGGUUCA